This is a messenger RNA of Soboliphyme baturini, 1055 nucleotides long. Lineage: Eukaryota; Metazoa; Nematoda; Enoplea; Dioctophymatida; Soboliphymatidae. The record is from the annotation of a GenBank genome assembly.
AUGGAUGCUGCGAGGCUACACCACAUGGUCUGUGCAGAGUCUAAUGCUGAUUCAGACUCUCCUGAAAUCGCAGAGAACGCUCUCACGUCGUCAUCAUCGAAUGCCGGCUCCUCCGCGUACUUGAUCAACGGCGACUUCGAAGAUGGCGUUGAAACCUGCGUGAAUAGAGAGGAUAUCAAAGGAAGCUUUUCAGCUGCUUCAUCCACUGCUGAAAUAAAGAAAAUGAGUAUUAGUGAUGAGGAAGAGUUGCGACUAAGGUUAAAGUUCUUUUUCAUGAAUCCUGUUGAAAAGUACUUUGUGCGACGUCGAGUACCCUGGAAGUUGCUGCUGCAGGUGUUGAAGAUUGUGUUCGUCACGAUUCAGCUGAUCGUUUUUGGUAGAAUGCGCAUGGGUCAUGUGAUAUUUAUGGACGAAGCUGACACCACUCUGCGACACAUUUUUUUCAGUGAAUGGAGUUCCGAUCGCGACAUUCGAUCGUACCCGCCUGGCAGCGGCCCGUAUUCGGUGUACACCGUUGAUCAGCUGUACGAGCAGCUUUCAUACGCCAUACAGAAGUAUUAUGUCAUAAACUCCACGUCGUUUGGCAAUUACGAAUACGAUUACAACGAUGAAAACGACAACAACGAAUUUCCGGCACAAAAACUGUGCAUCGUGCAAUACAGCCAUGGCGAACGAUUUCUUCCUAAUAACAGCUACUUUUUCGACACUCGGUUGACGAAAAAUUGCACACCAAUUAAGCUGGACAAGAAAGACCGGGAAUCGAAAACAUUUUCAAUUGUGCCAUUCCUUGAGAAAAUAAAUAUGACUUUGGAUCUCAGCAGGUUUAUGAAGGCAAUACUUUCAUUUAACUUGAAGACCAUCAAUUUGAACAAGGUGAUGUCCUCUGACCUGCCCGAUUGUUUCCUUAUUACUGUGCAAAUCGUGUUCGAUAAUUCGAUGCACAGCGGACAAGUCACGGUCAACCUUUUUACUGAAGCGCAGUACAUUGACUGCAACGGCAUUAUUCUCUACGCACGUAAGUUACGUUCUGAGUACAAUUUAAACUUUAAUUAAAA